Funneliformis caledonium is the source of this 1128-nucleotide messenger RNA. The record is from the annotation of a GenBank genome assembly. Lineage: Eukaryota; Fungi; Glomeromycota; Glomeromycetes; Glomerales; Glomeraceae.
AUGAUUAAAGAUAAAAAUGUAUUAACUAAAGAUGAUAUUGUAAAAGAUUUUAAAGAAAGUGAAAUGAAACUUCAAAAAUUAUUUAUUGAAUAUUUUCAAGUUGAAUUAGAUAAUCAAAAAGCUAGACAAUGUGAAAAAACAAAAAUACCAGAAUAUUUAAUUUUAGCAGAAGCUGGAGAAGGUAAAUCUUACACUGCGCAAGAAUGUCUAAGGUUAUUAAUUAAAUAUACUAAUAGCAAUGCUGACUUACAAAACUGCCUUAUAGAUGUUUUUAUAUUUAAUUUAUCAUUUGAAGAUGGGACUAAACUAAUUUGGGAAGAUGAAAUUAUGAGCUUUAAAAAUAAUUUUAAGAAUCAAUAUGAUGUAAUACCAGAAUAUGUAUUGUGUAGAAUUGCUAAAUAUCGCACUCAAGAAAUUAAGGAUCUGAAUGUAAUAAUUAUUCUAGAUGGUCAUGGACGUGCUUUAGAGGCUUUGGGAGAAGCAGUUGUGGAUAAAAAUAUGAACAAAGUCAAUUAUAUUGAUCUAAUAAAUAAUAUAUCUGUUAACAAAGACCAAACCAUCUUUGAACUUGAUGGACAAAAAAUAAAUGUAGAUGACGUAAUACAGUUUGGACUAGUUCGAUUUGAGAGUUCCGAUCCUGACCGUGUUGUUGGUUAUCUAUUAUGUCCGUACAUUUGGCUAUGGAUCAUGGCUCAUGCAUACCACGAAAAUAUAAAUGAUCCAUUGUUAAGAAGUUGGGAUUGUGCCUACUACAAUGAAGUACUCAGUGAAUCGGGAGAGCCUAGCACAUCAGUGCAAAUUAUUGAGAGAACAAAGCAUUUCUCAAAAAUUUUUGAAGAAGAAUAUAACAAAGCAACUAGUUCAGGAGAUAUUUUCAUCUUUUACACCUCAGCAUUCUGCCAGAAUCUUGAACUCCAACCAAUGUCUGCAAUCGUUAAUAAAGAAAACUGGAAAGAAUAUUUCGGUCCUUUUGCUGGAAGAUGUUAUAAUUAUGCCAUGGGACCACCAGAUAUUAAUAAAGCGACCUUCACUCAGCUGACUGGAUUUGAGAAGAUUGCAAAAAAACGUGCUAGAAUUAUCAUGGAAGAACGAGAUCGUGUCGAAUUUUUUGAUUUUUGCGUAGUGUAA